GCCAUAUAUCAUAUGGUGGACGAACUUUCUGAUAAGACUUUUGGAAUCUAAACAUUGCGAUGGCGUUUGAAAUAAGACAUAUAGUGUUCGCUGCUAUUCUGCAGGUUUCCCUUUCGUCGGUCAGUUCCUGUCCGAAUGGAUGGAUCCGCCAUGGAAACAGCUGCUACCACUUCAGUCACGAUCUGGAACCGUGGACAGGAGCGCUUGCGAUGUGCCAUGUGAUGGGUGGAAAGCUUCUGGAAAUCGAGUCAGCAGCUGAAAAUGCAUACAUAGCUACUGUCACGUCCUCACGUAACCAUGCAUACUGGACUGGUCUUAGUGAUAUUCAAGAGGAGGGUAUUUGGAUAUGGAUGGAAAGUAAUCUGAAGCUGUCUUCAAAUGUAUACACAAAUUGGUCAAGCGGGGAACCAAACAAUGACGACGGAAAUGGUAACUGUGGCAAUAUUUUUCCAAAUGGACAUUGGUAUGACUGGCAUUGUAAAGACGACUUGCAUUACAUAUGUGAACAACCUUUAGAGUAAGUACUGUUGUUACCAAAUUUAGUCAUGUCAACUUGCACAUUUUAUGACUUGACAUGUCACGAAAUGAAAUGAGUUCUGUUCAAUUGCAAAACAUUGAUUUUCAGAAAGGAAAUAAGAACCCCUCAUACAGCCUCACAGUUAUUAUUUUUACCCCGUUCAUAUCACAGUGAGGUUAUUUUGCUCUCUUGUACUUUCAUUGUAGAUUCUGCUUCACAAACUGAUUAUUUUAUUCAUUCUUAUAUGAAAUAUUAUGUUUAUUUUCAUGAAAACAAGGCGAUAUUGACUACACGCGGACAUUAUUUGGUGGCAUGCAGGCGCCGAGAAAUAGUACUUUUAUAUUUGAUAAUAUUAUACUGUUUCAUACAAAACAUUCCAGAAUUAAAAUUAUGUAACAAUAUUGCGUGUUAUUCAAACACUCUGAAUCGAAAAUUUUGCGCGAAGAAUACUUCACUGUGCACACAAACGUUAUUCCUCUUCGUGGUGUUUUCAUGUUAUCAAAACUGGGUCAUGUAAACGUCACGUGACCUAGUAUACGGAAGCAUACAUGCGCCAAGAAAAAGUGCUUCCUUAUCUUAUACACCAUUUACAUAAAAAUGUAUUUCAAUCAAAAUUGUAUAUACCACGUUUAGAUAUUUUAAUACUCCGAAUCGGUUAUACACCAUGAAAAUAAUUUACUCAAGCUUAGCCCUCAUGAAAUCAUUUCGCAGUCGUUAACCUCUUCGUCGUGUUUUACUACAUUCUGCUG
This is a messenger RNA of Mercenaria mercenaria, 1266 nucleotides long. Its product is annotated as perlucin-like protein. Bases 60 to 521 code for a protein of 153 amino acids. The transcript has 4 exons. The record is from RefSeq and is a predicted model, not a curated record. NCBI's taxonomy places the organism in Eukaryota, Metazoa, Mollusca, Bivalvia, Venerida, Veneridae.